AUGACCCAACAACUCUUCGAUAAAGGAAUGUUGACAAACAGCCCAAGAUUAAGCUCCUUUAGUGGAGCAACUAAUCAAGGGAACAUCGAACUGGCAGAUAAAACAGAUAAAGAAUCCGAAGAACAGCUGUUCACAGAAGUGUACUGCGGCAAAAGACAAAGAUCCAGUUCAGAUGCAGUUAUGCGCAAUCAAAAGCAGGCAAAAUUGAACUACUGGCUUGCAACACCAGCAGUACCAACAUCCAAUCGAUUCAAAGGGCUCGAAGUUAUAGAGCAAGCAGACAAGCCUGAAAUACAAACACCGAAGCCCACAAGACCUCCUCCACUAUUUAUGGACGGAGUCAAGAAUAUACAACCUCUGAUGAAACUAUUAGAAGACGUAGCAAAAGGAGAAUAUGAAAUCAAGGUAUUACAAGGUGACAGAGUUAAAAUACAACCAAAAUCAGCUGAAUCAUACUCCACCAUUUAUAAAGAACUAAAGGCUAAAGAUACCGAAUUUUAUAGUUACCUACCAAAACUAGACCGCAGUUUUAGAGUUGUGCUAAAACAUCUGCACCCAUCUACAGACAAAGAGGAUAUAAAAAUAGCUAUUGAGGAACUUCACCACAAAGUAGUAAAUGUCUGGAACAUCCAAAACUCAAGAACAAAACAGGCGCUACCAAUGUGA
Parnassius apollo (apollo) is the source of this 666-nucleotide messenger RNA. NCBI's taxonomy places the organism in Eukaryota, Metazoa, Arthropoda, Insecta, Lepidoptera, Papilionidae. The record is from the annotation of a GenBank genome assembly.